This is a messenger RNA of Torulaspora delbrueckii, 786 nucleotides long. RefSeq names its product Cal4p (gene CAL4). The record is from RefSeq and is a predicted model, not a curated record. Bases 1 to 786 code for a protein of 261 amino acids. NCBI's taxonomy places the organism in Eukaryota, Fungi, Ascomycota, Saccharomycetes, Saccharomycetales, Saccharomycetaceae. The transcript has a single exon.
AUGAAUGGCCAAACAACUAAUGAAAAUGUCGAAGAGAACGUCACUGGUGCAUUCCCUGUGCCCUUGCACCGGAUCGAGCAAGAUAUGACUUUCCAAGAGAAGAAAAAUCUACUACUGCUAAACCAGAUCAUCCUGUUCAUCCUGAAUACAUCCCACUAUAUGACUGAUCUCAUCUACGCGCUCUACUUCCUGUCAUAUUGUGAACGUAAGAAUGGUGAGGAUACGCUUGUUAAUGAAGACAAGAAAGUGGUGGAUCAGCUCGCAGAGAUCCGCAAACAGCUCUAUGCACUCGUUUACCAGGUUCGUACCAACUUUCGCCAACUUCUUGAUGACUGUGACAUGGCCAGUCUGGACUCGGCACCCAAAUUUCGCAAACUGAUCGACCGUAACCUGAUUUGCGUACUGGGUGUCAUUAACGAGCUACUGAUCUCAGAGAUGAAAGCGUUCUCGGCACCACUAUCACUUCAGUUGCAUAAUUGUGUCAUGGGGUUUGCCAAUAUCCAUCAGUUUCUCAGGCGAGUGCCCUUGCAUCAUCAGUAUCAGAUCACUAAGCCACAACUAGAUGUACUACUGCGAGCAUUAGGCCACGAACUGAUCCCGAGCUGGAAAUAUCAGCUAGAUCUACUCAAUUUCAAGCUGUUUAACCUGUUGGCUUCGCACGAUUCCAUCGUGGCCCACUACAGAGAAGCUACAAAAGACCUCGACACAGACGUCCGGGACGGUCCAGGUUUCAAACGAUUCGUUGCCUGGCUUAAGGACGAGAUUAUGGGUAAUGUGGCCGUUUAG